Molecule: messenger RNA, 1434 nt
Organism: Wyeomyia smithii (pitcher-plant mosquito)
Lineage: Eukaryota; Metazoa; Arthropoda; Insecta; Diptera; Culicidae
Product: trypsin-like
Exons: 7
Coding region: 149-1264 (371 amino acids)
Biological process (GO): proteolysis
Molecular function (GO): serine-type endopeptidase activity
Source: RefSeq, a predicted model, not a curated record
CUAUGUGUGUCUACAGUGAACGAGUUUUAAAAGAGUAUAAUAUCUGACUAACUAUUAAAGAUUGUGUCAUUCAGUUUUUAACUUGGAAAAAAUCACUGCAAAGCAGUAAAAUCCUACUCUCGAAAGGUAAAUAAGCAACUUGAUCAAAAUGUGGUACUUCUUUGGGGUAAUGUGGACGCUAAUUGCGAUUUGCCAAGCCCAAGAGAUUUCAGCUCCGUAUCAGAUCUCAAUCCGAUCAAACGAAACUGCUAUCGUGGGGAAUGCAACAGUAGGUGGGCAAUUAACAAAUAUAUGUAGUGGCGUGAUUAUCAAGGCGGAGUACAUUCUAACCACAGCAGGUUGUACCUAUAUUCAAGAUAAACUAACGAAUUUAAGCCGGGUUAUCCAUCCUAAUGAAAUCUCUAUCUAUGCCGGAUAUAUUAGUUUAGGACGAAUAUCCUUUGGCAAUCAUGAAAGCGUUCAGCGAAAUGUAAUAUCCGUGAUACCUCACCCAAAGUACAAUUCAACGACACUAGAAAACGAUAUCGCGCUACUCAAGCUCGACCGCCCACUGCCACUGCACAAUUCAACCGCGGUCCAGUGGAUAGAGCUCCAGCAGCCCCAGAGAACCUCGUUUGCACACAGUAACAAUGUUAAUGAAAACUGUUUUACAAACGUUUAUAACAACUCGGUCGGGGCACUGAAUUAUCCUUUCACUCUGGUCAGUAAUGUCAGUCACGUAGACGCCAAAUUUUGCUCUGACCACCAUCGAGAGCUUAAAUUUAAUGAAAGUUGCUGGGAAUAUCGAUUAAAUGGUAUCAACAUUUGCCAGUCGGAUCCGGCGGCGCUACGGCGGAGUGAAGACCGAGGCACCGCGAUAGUGUGCAACUUCAAAUUAGCGGCCAUAUUGGCGGAAAUAAAUCCACCCGCCAAUCCCCAAAGCUGCAACCAGAUAAAAUACACCACUGCGUUCUACACUCCGGUAGAAUUCUAUCGCGAGUGGAUCGAGAAUGAAAGCGGUUCCCUGUACAGCGUCGGAUUUCCUGGAGCAACUGGUACCGUGUUUAGUGGUACUUCCAGCAGUGGUGGUGCAAUCCUGCCACCAAACCCAAGCAAAGCCCCAGCGAACCCAUGGACCGAAUCGCACAACCCAGAGGCACCGUCAAACACCAAACCGUCAGGAAAACGGUCCUCGGCAGUAACAAUCAGCGACCCGGGAAUCGUAUCAAAACUAAUUCCCUUUAAUUUAUUCAUUGCCUUCGUUUAUGGAUUCCACUGGUGCUGAAAAAAGCGUCAAUGAAAUGAAAACCUUCACACCCAUCGUCGCAUUGGAACCGUGCCACCUGAAACCGCAUCAUACGGCAAGCAAUUUUUCACCCGCCAGCAGUGUAUGCAAUAAAUUGCUCCCUAUGCCUCAUGCAGACGAACGUCUGUGAAAAUGAAUAUACUUUUUAA